AGGUGUGUGUAAUCUUAAACAUCAGAAAUAAAAUGAUCUAUGAUCUCUCUCUAUCCGCUGCCUUAUAAUUCAUCUGCCAGAAAUUACAUUCCAGCUGUACUUCAAGAUAAUGCAAAUAAAACAUGUCCAAAGCAUGUUUACAAAAUUAUAUAUGGAAUACCAAUUAAUGCGUGAAGAAAACUUAGAUUUCACUUAGCUACGUCUCAUUUGGUCACUAGUGGAGGCUUUAUGAUGGCCAUUGCCUGAUAAGGUGGUGUUACACACGUCUACACAACUUUAUCCUUGAUAGAGGCACCAAAGACAACACCAUGUGAUAUCUCAUGUGCAUGCCCUCCAUCCUUUAACAGUCGUUUUUACUAGGAAUUGGGUUUAAACAUCUUAGAAGCUAUAUAUACUGUAUCCUUUGUCUUCACAAACAACACAUGCCCUUGCAAUACUCAAGCAACAACACUUAGUCAUUCUUCAAAAAUUUGAGAUUGUUCUUCUUCCUUCAAUCAAACACCAAAAAAUGGGUUUUCGUUUACCUGCUAUUCGACGGGCAUCCUUCACAGCUAGCCAAGCAGCUUCAAGAUCUGUAGAGGUUCCUAAGAGCUUUCUUGCAGUGUAUGUUGGAGAGAAACAAAAGCGGUUUGUGAUUCCAAUAUCAUACUUAAACCAACCUUCUUUCCAAGACCUGUUGAGUCAAGCUGAGGAAGAGUUUGGAUAUGAUCAUCCAAUGGGUGGACUCACAAUUCCUUGUAGUGAAGAUGUUUUCCAACAUAUAACUUCUCGGUUGAAUGGACAAUAGAUUCCACACUGUGGGAGACUGACAUAAACUAGUAGAUACAUUUUUAUACAAUAGGAAUCUUCUCAACUUUGUAAAUAUUAUAUAUCAAUUUUGAGUAAUGACAAUGAAUUCAAUUGCUAGUAUUUCUUUUAUCAUAUAUACAAUGUUCAAUUCUCUCUGCAAUUAGAGCCGUGGUGAGUGGUGACUAUUAGGAGGUUGUUUGCUGAAAAUCAGAAAAAAAGACUUGAUUGUCAUCAUGAAUUCCACAUGCAUGCUUAAAAAAUCUGGAAAAACUAAUAGCAUUUUGUUAGGGCCAAAGAGACUCUUGAAUUUAUUGGAGACUUUUCAGUUGUAUAUUAAGUUAAUAACUCAAAAAAA
This is a messenger RNA of Cajanus cajan (pigeon pea), 1144 nucleotides long. Lineage: Eukaryota; Viridiplantae; Streptophyta; Magnoliopsida; Fabales; Fabaceae. The record is from RefSeq and is a predicted model, not a curated record.